GACGAACUCUACGCUAGCAUUGGGAAGCCUAUUAGAGACUCUGUUCUUAACGGCUUCAACAAUUGCCUGUUUGCCUAUGGUCAAACAGGCAGUGGCAAAACUCACAGCAUCCUCGGUAACGUGUCUUGGGAUACCAAAUAGGUCAAUAUCUCAUGUCGCUCAGGAAGAGGAAAAGCAUGAAGGUAAACAGCUGUGUGUGACGGUAUCCUUCUUGGAGAUAUAUAAUGAACAACUCCGAGAUUUGCUCGAUCCACAGACGAUACCGGAUGCUAUUGCACUGCAACGACGAUCAUCCCCUAGCGCAUUAAAGCCGCCCUCACCUGGUAAGGCAAGACCAAACACCCCGCCCCCACCAAGUGUAAUGGUUGAUGAGCUCAUCGGCAACACCAAUAAGAAGAAGAAGCUCUUCAUACAUCAACACCCUACCAAAGGGGUCUUCGUGCCUAACCUUACUGAGGCAGCAUGCGGUUCUCUGGACGAAUGCCUGUCGUUCCUCAAUCUAGGGCUUAAGCAACGAGCCACUGCUCAGACCAACAUGAAUAGUCAGAGCAGCAGGAGUCAUAGUGUGUUUACUAUACGUUUGAGGAAGAGGCUCAGCGCGAGCCAACGAGAACAUAGGACGUCAUCGGUGCAUCUAAUCGACCUAGCGGGCUCCGAGAGAACUAAGAGGAGUGGCGCUGUGGGUCAGAGAAUGAAGGAGGGUCAAUCAAUAAACACAAGUCUGUCAGUGCUGGGACAAGUCAUAUCGAAGCUCUCGACCACAAAGGCGAGCUCGGCAUCACACAUUCCUUUUCGACAGAGCAAGCUCACAUAUCUCCUUACUGAUGCUCUAACGGGGAAUAGCCAUACUUGUAUGCUAGCAGCAGUAUCCCCUGCCCGACACGAUCAGGAAGAAACGCUGUCCACUCUGAGGUUCGCAAGUAGUGUGAAGAAGAUAAAGACAGUAAGAGCAGUGCCCUCAGGAUGCAACCUGGGGAGCUCUC
Messenger RNA from Perkinsus marinus ATCC 50983, 983 nucleotides. RefSeq names its product kinesin heavy chain, putative. Gene Ontology annotation, molecular function: microtubule binding; ATP binding; microtubule motor activity. The transcript has 8 exons. The annotation marks the transcript as partial. Gene Ontology annotation, biological process: mitotic spindle organization; microtubule-based movement. The record is from RefSeq and is a predicted model, not a curated record. NCBI's taxonomy places the organism in Eukaryota, Perkinsozoa, Perkinsida, Perkinsidae.